This is a messenger RNA of Dermacentor andersoni, 2584 nucleotides long. Lineage: Eukaryota; Metazoa; Arthropoda; Arachnida; Ixodida; Ixodidae. The record is from RefSeq and is a predicted model, not a curated record.
CACACGCCAGCGGUAGUCUCGCCGCGGUGGAUGUAUCGGCACAAGAGCCAUGGCGUCAUUCAUAUGGGACGCGCUCAAACAAACGCCAUCUGCCCUCGCCCACCGAUCCCGCCCACUCUUCUUUCCUCUGGUGGUAUAAGAACUACGGCAGGCCAAUGGAUCAUCGAUGAGAGAACGUGCGCGGGCAUCUCGGUCAGACGUGCGUCCAGAGUGAAGCCAGAAGGACUACGCGGUACCUGGACUAUAAGCGUUUCCACUUUCCCGUCUUCUCGCCGGUUGCCACUGGAGGAAGACGACCUUGAGGAUGACUGCGCACAGUUCUCGGACGUGGCACGGCCUCCAGCUGGUCGUGUCACUCCUGGCGGCCACCUUAACGGCAGCGCUGCUCUUCUCCGGUGCUGCGAGCGCUGGACGGGCGGUGCAUCCUUACCCACACCUUUCCCGAAGAGGUCGGGAGCUGGAGUACUUUCCUGGCGUGGGCCUGGUGGAACCACUGGGCCUGCUGGCAGUAGCCUCGCUGCCUCUGUUCGUGCUCUUUUCGGUCAUGUGGCUCGUGUUCCCACUGUGGUUCAAGUUCCAUCACUUUGGACUCUACGGGCACGGUCUGGUGCCGGGAAUUUUGCCCGGAGCCGCGGCCGCCGGGGUUCCGGCGGCCGGAAGGCGCAGAAGGAGGGACCUCCGCGAGCAGCAGAGAGGCGGCGAGAGCCUCACCGAGGUGGCCGCGCGUGUAGUCAAGGCUCUACGCGAUGGACUCGACAAGUACUCGUAACCCCCGCGAAAGCGAGACAGUCUGAAGGUUGAUUCGUUUUUGGGGUUCUCAUUCGGGUGAUCAUUUCGAGAAGUAGCAAGAACCACUAUUUUCUUCGCCGCUACGUGCGCUGCCAGCAUUCCCCGAAUGAUUUGGUUGAAUAACGUUCAGGCCAGGGGUGACCAUUGACCAAAGGAAGCGCAUAUUUGUCCGUCUAGACAAAACGCGCUAUAGAUUAGGCUUGACUACUAUGCCAGACAGAAUGCUUUUCAUUUUUUCCGGAACCAAACUAAUGCUGCUGGCUCGCAUGCAGGGAUAAAAGACAGAAUGGCGCGAAGGAUAAAAUAUUAGAUACGAAAACAAUUAGGCUUAUGUUCUCGUGCAUGAUGAAAGAACGAAGAGCAAUAGCAGGGACCCGUGAGCGCUCGAAUGAAUGUGCGCAAUGAAAAUGCAGGAAGUGGCUGCGUAGAAAAAUCUCUAAAUGGGGACGCGCUAUUUGAGUUCGCCAAAUGUAGGCUGUUAAGAUUUUCAGUCGCACAAUGAGGCACAUUAAUUAUGUGACAAGCGCUUCACUUCUACCCAUCUUUAGGCUGUUCUGUGGUCUUUGAUGCUCGAUGUUGAUGCUGUUUUCUUGAGUGUUACGCCGCUAUUUAGCAGUGAUAGCUUCCAAGUCCGCUGCAGAUAAUUCUGUCGUCGUACGAUCCAACCUUGCAAGAUAUCUAUAAAUCUGCUACUUUAGCUCAACUGCCUUGAUGCAGCGGUUAGGAGACCUGGCUUGCAAGUGGAAAUAUACAUGAAUUUGCCAAUGCGGUUGUGCUCGGCUGACCACACAAGGAAAUUCGAUGACAAAAAAAAAUGCUGUCCGCACAUCAACACUACUUCCUCCAACAUGGCGUCGCCUAAGGAAAGUAACGUUCGAGGAUUGCGACUAAUCGCUCUUUUGGCCGUACAUUUAGCACGCUACAGUGCUUGCAAAGAACUGGCUAUUUUGCUGGCGAUACCAACGAUUCACUUGUUCUUUCUUUCGGAGCUUUGUUCUCAUAGGAUAUGUGCUUUGACAGUAUUGUUAUCGACGCGGCGCUAGCAAUAUAUACAGGAAAGAAAGAAAGCAAAAGUGGUAAAUACAACUACGAGAGCUCCUCGUGUUGAAUAAACACUAAGGAUAGAAAUACGAACCAAUCAUAAACUCUACUUAUCUUCUUGUGAUGAUUAAUAGAACAAUAUUAUGGAACACUUCGCUAAAGUAAUACGUGCCAGGAAAAGGCGUAGGUUUGGUUCGAAGAGGCAAUGACGACUCGUGCGAUAAGAACGACAAAAAUUAAUAUCACACAACAGAUGCCCGAGAGCAGCGGCGUUUCUAAGUUGCACAAAAGCGGCUUACUCACUCAUUUUGUACAUAAGUAUUUGCAAGAAAUAGCCAGCCUACAAAAGGUGAACUCGUGCGACCAGAACAGUCACGACAGAGAAGGAGACGCCUUCGCGGAAACCCACACUGCUACCAGCCCAACGCAGCCCACUUGUCAGAAAUAGUCUGAGACACAGGCUGCGUCACGCAAAACUCGUGGACAUUACUUGAAAGGAAAACAUCCUAUAAGAAUUUAUUGUUCUAAGUUUUUUCGUAACACGGUAGCAAGAGUGAUUAAAUUCAAGGUGAGCUUGCCGCCAUCCAUUACUUUCGACGUGACUACGCGAAAUUAUACUUCGGAUACUUCAGCGUCCCUUGAGGAUACUAAGGACUGAAAGACCUCGCGUGAAUGUGUUUUGUGUGCUGUUAGGCUGCGAUAUUACAGGGUGCCUGGAAUGAGAUUGCUUCAAUAAACUCCUGAUUGAACUCAA